AUGGCAGAUUGUAAUGCCACAAAACAUCCGAUGGAACCCAAGACACAACUGCAUAAAGACUUGGAAGGGACUCCAGUUGAUGCCACAGAGUACAGACGCGUCAUUGGUUGCCUGAGAUAUUUGCUACACACACGACCAGACUUGUCAUAUCCUGUCGGGAUGGCAAGCAGAUACAUGGAAAGACCUACAAUCAUGCAUCACAAAGUGGUCAAACAAAUUCUCAGGUAUUUGAAAGGUACAAUCUAUUUUGGACUUACUUACAUAAAGGGACCCCCGGAAAUUAGUAUAUUCGGCUACUCGGACAGUGAUUUAGCCGGUGAUCUCGAUGGGAGGAAAAGCACAAGUGGAAUGACUUUCUAUUUUAAUGAAAGCUUAGUGUCCUGGAAUUCACAGAAGCAGAAGACAGUGGCACUUUCAUCUUGUGAGGCAGAAUUCAUCGCAGCCACAACUGCGGCCUGUCAUGCUUUGUGGUUGAGGAGUCUUACUAGCGAAUUAACCGGUGAAAAGCCAAAGCCGGUAACUUUGUUUGUUGACAACAAAUCUGCUAUAGCACUCAUGAAGAAUCCGGUAUUCCGUGGUCGAAGCAAGCAUAUAGACACAAGGUUUCACUUUAUCAGAGAAUGUGUUGAGAAGGGACAAAUUGUGGUUGAGUUCGUUAAUACCGGAGAACAGCGAGCGGAUGUUUUAACUAAAGCAUUGCCAGGAGUGAAGUUAGCUACUAUGCGACAACUACUCGGCAUCCGAGACUUAGAGUCAUGUCAGGAUUAG
Molecule: messenger RNA, 768 nt
Organism: Zingiber officinale
Lineage: Eukaryota; Viridiplantae; Streptophyta; Magnoliopsida; Zingiberales; Zingiberaceae
Product: secreted RxLR effector protein 161-like
Exons: 1
Coding region: 1-768 (255 amino acids)
Source: RefSeq, a predicted model, not a curated record